AUGGCCAGAAUAUCCUGGUAUCAAGAGAAGAUUGGAGCCUAUGACCAACAAAUCUGGGAGAAGUCUCUGGAGCAGGCAAAUUUAAAUGGUUUGGACAGCAAGCCCAAAAAGACCGGCCACAUCAAGAACGAUCUCAUCGACGUCGACUUAGUUCGAGGUUCCACUUUCAGCAAAGCUAAACCGCAGAGUCCCUGGACAGCGUUGACUCGCAAGGGUUUGGUCCGUGUGCUGCUUUUCCCCUUCUUUUUCUCAUGGUGGAUCCAGGUCACCUCCAAGCCCAUCUCCUCAUGCAUUCUACUGCUCUACUUCAUGCAAGUGGCUGCCGUGAUACUCUAUGUGGAGGUCCCCGGGGCAAGUGCCAGCGAGGUAUUCGGGCCGUUGUGUUUAAUGCUGCUACUGGGAACUGUGCACUGCCAAAUUGUGUCCACCGAGUGCAGCCGCUGGCCCUCGGGCGAACCGUCUGCUGGCGACGGCAUCAGCGGAAGCAGUCCCGCUCGCAGGAGGAGGCCUAGGAAGGGAAGGGGGCAGAAGAAAUUGGAUGAGAAGAAUGAAAGAGAGGACAAAGAGCCGCAACUGCCAUUGCCGUUAGAGGAAGUUCAGCCAGCGAUGAAAAUGGGCAAAGGAAAGUCGAGCUUCGGCGCAUCAGAUGAACUCUCGAGUGAGGAAGAGGGUGGUGUGCAACAGGUGGAGGGGAUUCCCGCGGACCCCUGGCUGCCAUCUGCACUGCCAUCUUCUGUGCGGAACAGAAAGACCGCCACCAAAGCUGCUGUCAGGGCUCCGGAAAUAGCCGGGGCGUUCAGGAUAAAGCCGCGAGAAGUGGAGCGCUUACGGCCGAGCGGGGGCUCCCGACCGGCCUCCGACACUGAUGAAACCAUGUGGGAGGAACUCCUCCAGGACCCCGACUCUGCCUCCACGGGGAGCAGUGACAGCGAGGACAACGGGAGGUUCGCCAGCGGCCUUGCACUUAAGCAGAACAUCACGCUGAGCAGUGACGACGAGAGUCUGAAACAAGGCAUCGCAGGGCACCAACUAUCCUGGCUUCAGGCAUGCCACCCUUCCAGGGACAGAGUCAGCGCCAUCAUAUGGGAGCAUGGCGAGUGUAAGAAAGCAGACAUGUCUGUUCUGGAGAUCAGCGGGAUUAUCCUCACUCGGGUGAAACUUGCAGAGCAGGGUGUGGGCUACCUGGUGUUCGGUGGGCUGGUAACGGCCACGUUGGCGCUCCUUCCCUUCGCCUUCCGCCUGGUGCAGCGUCUGAGCAUGUCCAACCCCGGAUCGCCCUCGGCGGCUGAGUUUCUGGAGGUUGCCUUUAGCCCAGCCAGUGUGCACGCCUAUGCCUUCUUCUUCAUCACCACUGUGCUCAGAGUGUGCCUAACAGGGCUCUUCUUCUUCAUGAUGUGCGUGGCGGAGAGGACCUAUCAGCAGAGACUUUUAUUCGCCAAACACUUCAGCCACCUGACAUCUGCUCGCAAAGCCAAGAAAUCGGAAAUUCCUCACUUCCGACUGAAGAAGCUCCAAAACAUCAAGAUGUGGCUGUCCCUGCGUUCCUUCCUUAGGAGGCGAGGGCCGCAGCGCUCCGUCGACGUCAUUGUUUCCACCAUCUUCCUCCUUGCCCUUUCCAUCUCAUUCAUCAUCUGUGCACAGCUUUUGCAAAGCCACAAGACCUUCCUGGAUUCGCUGACUAACUGGGAACUGAUGUUGUGGGCCUCCUCGCUCAUCCUCUUUCUUCUUCGACUCGCCACCCUGGGGUCUGAGACCAACUGCAAGUACAGCAACUCCUCAGUGCUGCUUACUGAGCAGAUUAAUUUGUAUCUGAAGAUUGAGAAGAAACCCAACAAGAAGGAGGAGCUCAACAUUGUGAAUAAUGUUUUGAAACUGGCUACGAAAUUGAUGAAGGAACUGGACACGCCGUUCCGCCUUCUCGGCCUGACCGUCAACCCGCUCAUCUACAACAUCACCAGGGUUGUCAUCUUGUCGGCCGUGUCUGCAGUAGUCAGUGACCUGCUGGGUUUCAACAUCAGACUGUGGAAAAUCAAAUCCUAA
Nerophis lumbriciformis (worm pipefish) is the source of this 2040-nucleotide messenger RNA. The record is from RefSeq and is a predicted model, not a curated record. Lineage: Eukaryota; Metazoa; Chordata; Actinopteri; Syngnathiformes; Syngnathidae.